Miscanthus lutarioriparius is the source of this 1071-nucleotide messenger RNA. NCBI's taxonomy places the organism in Eukaryota, Viridiplantae, Streptophyta, Magnoliopsida, Poales, Poaceae. The record is from the annotation of a GenBank genome assembly.
AUGGCGAUGGCGGCGGCGCAAGCGGAGGCGGAGGAGGAGCUGCGGCUAGAGCUGGAGGCCGUGGCGGCGGUGUACGGGGACGAAGUCCGCGUGCUCCUCGACCUCCCGCCCCACCUCGUCGUCCACGUGCGGCCCCGCACCGCCGACGACUCCUCGCAGCAGUUUGUGGAGCUCUUUCUUGGAAUUAAAGCAUCUUCACAGUAUCCGAAGGAACCACCACAUAUUUAUGCUGUGGAAAGUAAGGGCCUUGACGAGAAUCGACAGAUAUAUCUUAUUACCAGCAUCCAGAACAAGGCAAAAGAACUUUCAAACUACCCAAUGCUUGUGACGUUGUGUGAGGAAGCCGGAGAGAUCCUCUCGAAUAUGAAUCAUCCAGCUGGGGAUUGUCCAUUGUGUCUAUAUCCUUUAGUGGGAGAGGAUAAGGUUGGAUCUGAAUUUCCAUUUAUGAAGUUGAUGUCAUGCUACCACUGCUUCCACAGUGACUGCAUUAUGAGAUGGUGGGAAUGGCUCCAACAUGGUGACGCCAACCUGAAGGAGCGUAAUACUGGAGACAAGCAUUAUAAUGUGAAUCAACCAAGAGGAUUUUGUCCAGUUUGCCGCAAAGUGUUCGAUGAAAAUGAUAUUGAGCAUGUUCAUGAUCUGUUGGGUGACAAUACUUCCUGGCUGGCAUCGUUAACAGGUGACCUCGGUGAAGAUGAAACGGAAUUACUCCAUUCUGAGGCAGAGCAAAACAGGAGAAAAAGAAUUGAGUCAAUUGUUAAUCUGCAGCAAGAACGAAACGGCCUGAUUGAACCAAAGAAAGACCUUGCCAUACAACCAGGAAUGUAUGUUUCUCUUCCUCCCAGCAUGCCAGAAACAGCUGAAGAAGAUAAUGCUGAUCCCAGCAAAGACACUGCUACUUCAACCUCAGAAACAGAGCAACGUGGCCUGGCAAACAACACCAGUAGCAAUAAACCCAAGAAUUCAAGCUAUCGAAGGAGAAACAGAGCUAAUGCAUCAAGAAGACAGCCUCACGGCCAGCCACCUAGGCAGCAGUGGCAGAGGAAAGAAGCAGACACUUCACACCAAUAA